ACAGAUAUUUUGAUAUAUUCUUCCUAUUGCUACGAGCUGUUCGGCACGGAAUUAAUUUUUUCGCGAGGAAUGUGCUAGCAAACGCGUGUUAAAUUGUGUAUAAGCUAGGGAAUAUCGCAACAGCCAUCUGCCUGAGUGGUAUUAAGUGCCUGAAAAGUGGACCAGCGUUGUUUUAUUCAACCCAGACCGCUGCCGACAUUUUCUUGCCCGAUAAAAUCGGGUGUGGGUUUUUUUUUCCUGCAGUUAUCUUUGCCUUUUAAAAUACUUCAAAUGGUUUAAAAAAGAUUUGCAAGGAUGAACUUUGAGUACAUUGGCCAGGCACUGGGCUACCAUGGACAGCCGUUGCAGAAGAUCUGGGAUGACGAGCGAGGCGUGGAAGAUCUGCGAGUGAUGGGCCUCACCCAAGUGAACUACGCUGUCUAUCAAGAACGGCAGAAGUUUUUCACCUUUCAGGAGCGAGCUAAAAGGCUUAAAAUGCACCAGUUUCUGGCCCGGAAGGCCACCGAUCUGUAUGACCGCGGAAUGGUAGCCAAUGUUAUGGAGGAUUCUGUACUAGCUCAAGGCAACACUUACAUUGCGCAAAUGCCUCCCUUCGAGUUCUUUCUGAAUGUGAAGGACAAACGCAAGACGUGGCCCCACCGCCUUGAUGCCCUUAAGCAGGGCGACAUUAUCUACACCCAGGUGACAAGGUUGGUCAACGGCAACAGACUCGUGGUAAAGCCACUAUGUACCGCCGAACCCAAGCAUGCCUAUUUGGCCGAUAUACCCAUUAAGGCCAUGAUCCUGCAAGACUACUGGGGUCCCUUGCCCCUGGACAAGCAAGGAAACCCGCGUAAUUUUUCCAUAAGUGAUUUCCUGCGCUGCGAGAUUAGCAGCAUAUCUGCGGAUACCGAGCGGCUCACCCUAAACAUGAUUGGCAUGCUUAACAAAUCGCCAGACUUAAAGUUUGGACUAUGCGACCUUAACGAGUUGCCAAAGUAUUAUCGUGAUAUACAUAACCUAGAGCAUCCAUCGGUUUUACACUACGAGGAUGAACUGAACAAAGCCUUAGAGUUUGCAAACCCCAACUACGAUAUGCUGUUCCAGCUGAACGGCUUGCAACCAAAUGAGAAUCUGACGCUGAUGAGCAAUUUGAAGACAGGAUUCCCUGAGUCAGAGACCGCUUCGGAGCUUCGGCAAAAGCAAGCCUCCCAGUGGGCCUUUCGCUCCGUGGCUGAUGGCAUCGAGCACUUUAAGAAUGGCCAACAUGUCGAAGCCUUUCAGUGCUUGAACAAGGCUUUGAACAUUGAUCCGCGCAAUGUUGAGGGUCUGGUGGCGCGCGGUGCCCUCUACGCGAACUGCGGCAGCUUCCGUAAAGGGCUGCAGGACUUUGAGAAGGCUCUUAACCUAAACAAGUAUCACUUCAACGCGCGCCAGUAUAUGGGCGAAACGCUAGUGGCUCUUGGUCGUAGUUAUGAGGAGGAGAACCGUAUUCCCGAAGCGGUAAAGGCCUAUAGCGACUGUCUAAACCUGCUGCCUCAGCACGAGCAGGCACGCCAGUCCUUGGACGCACUGCAGCGAAGUGGAGACGGUAAGCAAAGACUAAGCUCAGAUCUUAUCCGCCCUACCGGUGGCCAAUCUUCGGACGAAUCUACCUCAUCAAGUAACAGUGAAAGUGAAAGCGAAGAACAGGCUGGCAAGGCCAAGACGAACAUCAAUCAGCCCUUCUAUUCCCAAAACCAGAAUAAACCACCGGGGAAGGAAAAGUUGGAUGUCAUCGAUGCCCAAAAGGCCAAUGAGUUCCGGCUGGACGAUGAUGAGACCGUGACCAGUGUUCGGAAGCUUUUACGGGAGGCUAGCAAGCACAAAAAGGCAAAGAAAAAGGGCAAGAAAAAAAAGGACAAGAAGGAGGGCAGGAGGUCCAAGUCCGUUGUAGAGGACCCAAUAGAUUUGCUCAAGAAGAUCGACUUUCAGGAGGCCUUUAGCCAAGACAAGCUGAUGAAAAGUACAAGUAGCGAGGCGGAGCUGAAAGCGAAGAUCAGAGACUAUCUCAACGACAAGGAGAAAGGAAAGGGAGAUUCUCCACCUCCACCACCGCCUAUGAGAAAAACAGCGGCUCCAUCAAAAAAAUCGAAUUAUGAUACCAUGGGACCCAGCACCUCUCGGCAUGCAGCUGCCGUAUCUGCCACUGGUGGCGACCAUCCACCGGUAUCGAAGUAUCAUGAGCAAAAGAAGCCACCGGAGCCGGGACCCAAGCUUUCUUUUCAAAUCAAAAAGCUACCAUUGCAAAUGGACAAGUUGGGGAUGCUACGUCUGGCGGAGCCACUAAAAGAAGGCCGAAGUAGCAGCUCACGCAGCCGAAGUAUUAGCCGCUCACGAAGUCGCUCGCGAUAUCGCCGACGCGGAAGAAGUCCUCGUUCGAGGCACGGGAGCCGACGUGGAGACUCGCGUUCCGGUUCAAAAUCCAGGUCGAGAAGCAGGUCGCAGUCUCGCCGGCGACGUACCUUCUCGCGGUCUCGCAGUAGCUCGCCACGCCGCUAUGGCAAUCGAUUUGUGGUUAGGCGCUAUGCAAACCGGCGGGAUCGCCGUUCGCGGUCUUUCCACCGUCGGAGGACUCCAUCGCCUUUCGUUCCAAGGCGCUCACCCUUCGUACCCAGGCGUUCACCCUUCGGGCAUAGGCGCUCGCCUUCGCCCUUUGUGAAUAGGCGCUCGCCCUCGCCGUUCAAGAAACGCCGGACACCCUCACCAUUUGUGCCACGUCGUACACCAUCUCCAGCGACCCGUUAUCGACGAACCCGCUCAAAGAGUCGCGCCCGACGUACCCGCUCCCGGAGUCCCUCCCGUUCGCGCACCCGCAGUCAGAGUCCACGCCAUUUCCAGUCUCGCUUUCCGCCGAGAGGUAGAGGCCGUGGUCGCGGCGUCGUGAAUCGCAACAAAUACUCCUGGUACAAUCAUGAUGCACGUAGUGUUUCCCGUGCCUUGGAGCCAAAUGGCAAGGAGGAGAAGAACCAUUCAGCUACUCAGCAAGGGAAAAUUGGUGCCAAUGAAGGAGUGGACGGUAAAGCAGUGACAGGUGCAGAGUUCACAACAGGAGGCGAAGGAGUUUAGUCCUAGACGCCCACAAGUACUACGAGUGUUAAGUUUCCUUGUAGAUGAUAAAGUACAUUUGAUUUUGAUAUUCAAAUUUGUAAAACGCUCCCCCUGAGAAAUGUUCUCUGAUAACUAAUAAAGAAGCUUAAGAAGCAAAAGUAUGCAUAACUUGCAUGGAUAAAUCAA
Messenger RNA from Drosophila eugracilis, 3255 nucleotides. Its product is annotated as tetratricopeptide repeat protein 14 homolog. Lineage: Eukaryota; Metazoa; Arthropoda; Insecta; Diptera; Drosophilidae. The transcript is spliced from 8 exons. The coding region runs from base 295 to 3087 and encodes 930 amino acids. The record is from RefSeq and is a predicted model, not a curated record. Gene Ontology annotation, molecular function: protein binding.